Messenger RNA from Saccharomycopsis crataegensis, 1134 nucleotides. RefSeq names its product polyubiquitin-binding protein UFD1 (gene UFD1). NCBI's taxonomy places the organism in Eukaryota, Fungi, Ascomycota, Saccharomycetes, Ascoideales, Saccharomycopsidaceae. The transcript is spliced from 2 exons. The record is from RefSeq and is a predicted model, not a curated record. Gene Ontology annotation, cellular component: VCP-NPL4-UFD1 AAA ATPase complex. Bases 1 to 1134 code for a protein of 377 amino acids. Gene Ontology annotation, molecular function: polyubiquitin modification-dependent protein binding.
AUGUUCAGUGGAUUUGGAGGAUUUAACGAUGGAUUUGGAGAGUUCAUGGGUCAAAUGCACCAAUCUUCAACAUUUGAAGAUUAUUUCCGAUGCUACCCAAUUGUCAUGAUGCCUGAUAGCACUCGGAAAGAUGACGCUAAUUUCGGGGGGAAAGUUUUCUUGCCGGCAUCGGCGUUGAACAAGUUGACGAGAUUGAAUAUCAGUUAUCCGAUGUUAUUCCAAUUGACCAACGAGAAUAAUGGAUUGAUCAGUCACUCUGGGGUAUUGGAAUUCACAGCCGAAGAAGGAAGAAUCUACGUUCCUCAAUGGAUAAUGAGCACUUUGAAGUUGGAGCCAGGAGAAUUGAUCAAGCUCAAUAGUUGUGACUUGCCAAAGGGGAAAUUCGUUAAGAUCGAACCCCAAUCGGUGAACUUUUUGGAUAUCAGCGACCCUAAAGCGGUGUUGGAGAAUGUUUUGAGAAAAUUUACCACGUUGACCGUCGACGAUAUCAUCGAAGUGAAUUAUAACGACACAAUUUACGAGAUUAAGAUCUUGGAAGCUAAACCGGAGACCGUGAACCAUGGGAUUUGUGUGGUGGAAACCGAUUUGGAAACCGAUUUCGCUCCGCCAGUGGGUUAUGUCGAACCAGAUUAUAAAAACAAGGCUCCAGAGAAGUAUCAAAAGAACCAAUCGACUAAAAGAGAAUGGAAACCGGUGAAUAAUUACGGUGCCAUGGCCAAAGCCCUCAAUUAUGCAGAAAUGAUGAAACCAGACACCACUGCGUCGUCGUCGUUCCAGGGUCACGGGGCAAGAUUAUCUGGUAAGACCAUCGCUGAUGGAGAUAAUGAUAAUGCUGAGCCAAUAGACGUCACGAAACUUAGCUUGGAUGGCCCAGUGAAACCAUUGAGGUUACCGGAAAAUCAGUUAUUUUUCGGUUUUCCAUUGACUCCACCUCCAGAAUCCGAGGAAAAAAAAUCAGGAGAACUGAACAAAGAAGAAGGAGAAGAAGACACCGACAAGCAUGGGUUUGCCGGAGCAGGGAAGUCUUUGAGAGAAGCUACAAAAAAGCGUAAAAGUACAAGAGGUCAUUCAACACAUAAGGCCAAAGUACGAAGCCCAGGGAGUUCACCAUCUGAUCCCAUGGAAAUUGAUUGA